Messenger RNA from Trichomonas vaginalis G3, 3297 nucleotides. Its product is annotated as nuclear pore complex protein NUP155 family. Gene Ontology annotation, cellular component: nuclear pore; nuclear pore inner ring. Gene Ontology annotation, biological process: RNA export from nucleus; protein localization to nuclear inner membrane; protein import into nucleus. NCBI's taxonomy places the organism in Eukaryota, Parabasalia, Trichomonadida, Trichomonadidae. The record is from RefSeq and is a predicted model, not a curated record. The coding region runs from base 1 to 3297 and encodes 1098 amino acids. The transcript has a single exon. Gene Ontology annotation, molecular function: structural constituent of nuclear pore; protein binding.
AUGACUUUGUACAGUCGAGAUACCGUCUCGAUCGACGAAGACCAUCGCUUUGUAACAAGUCAAAUAUCAAAUUGCAUUGCCUCCGAUCAGUAUAUACCAGAAUUUUUCGAAUCCUCCAUUGCUGUGGAGUUACAUUACAAUAAAAUCGAAAAAGAAAAUAGCAUUGCAACAAUUUCAGACGUCAAAAAGUAUCCAACUCGUGUCUACAAUGCAGCUACUGCUGCCAAAUACCGAGUUUUCAUGAGUUCUUUUCCUAAAUUAUCAACAUUAUACUGCGUAGUUGAUAAUACUUUAUAUAUGUGGCCAUUUAACAAUGGAGAAAACCCAGAAGUGAUUACUGCCGAUGGAAAUAUUAUCACAACUGUUACUUAUGGUAUUCCAGAACCAAAAAUUUUUAACAAAAACCCAACUUACGUAAUUCUUAUUGCUACAGAUAGAACAAUUAAGAUUGUCCCUGCAAAGCCAUUUCAAAUAUACAAAGAUGAAGCUUCUCAAAUGAAAAUUAGCACGAUUUUUGUUUCUUCUUAUAUUUCAUCGAAAGGCGAGAUAUUUUUAUGUUCAGACACUGGUGAAGUCUAUUUAGUUAAGUACAAAGAUACCAAAUCGACUCAAGAAGCCCCAGGUCUCAAACUUAAACCUUUAAUUUCUCCUCUUUGGUUCAUUCCUAUGGCAAACCUACUUAAAAACCCUCGCCGAACAACUUCUAUGGCUGUUGAUGAUACCCACAAUUACUUUGCUUUCCUUGUCGGAAAAACAAUUCGAUUUUACAAGUAUCAGAACGAACAUUUAUACUAUUUAUCGAAAGAAAAGAUCGACUACAGCGGUAAUAUUACAAACAUUGAAGCAAUUCCGAUUUCUGAUUCAUUACUUUCGCAUUUUGUUGCUUUCAGCACAAACGGCGACAGAUUUUUCUUUGGAACCUUCCCAGGUCUUUACAGGAACCCCGAUGAAAUACACUUACGCCGUACACUCCCUGCUCCUGAAGUUUUCCAAGGCCAUACAUUAAUUUCCGGGUCAUUUUCACACGGUAUGUCCUCAUUUUUAUUCAAAGACAUGUUUGCCAUCCUUCAUCCCAACAGUAAUCCUCAUCAUAUGCAGAGCCAUCUCGUAGAAGACCUCGUAACAAUUCCAUUAUCUCCAGAUUGUCUUUCAUUUUUCAGAUCCGAGCACAUCUACAAAGGCCAAAACACCUCCAUGUUCCAUAACGAGUAUCUCUGGCAGCAUAUUGUCCAGCCAACGCCAGGUUUCCUUCAAUGCGCAGAUGGAUAUCGCAUUGUCAACUUCAAACUUCCAGUUGACAACCUCAACGACCUUCUCCAAGAGUACAAAGGCAAUUUCACAGACCCAAUCCGCGAAUGGAUGUUCUCAAACGCCGCAGGAGGAGAAGCUUGCGCCGCUUCCAUCAUUUUGGCCGGAAGAAGUCCAGAAUUACAGCGUUGGGCACUCCAUACUAUGCAUCAGUUCACGAAACUCAACAACCAGAGGUACGAACGCUUCUUAGGCAACCUCUCACACGUAACAAUGGGCUUCAUCGUCAGAAUUGAAAGACUUUUGACUCCAAUUUGGAGAUCGACACUUUUUACAAAAUUUGUAAAGAAAAGUGACAAUUCAAAAAUGAAGUGGAUCAUUAAUCCAAUUUUUAAUGAAUUGCCUAGCAAUACCAUUGAAAACUUCAGAGACAUUUUCAAGCUUGGCGAUGACUACAUGAGGUUAAGAAGGUCAUCAAUCGAAGCAAAUGAUCCUGACAUGCAAAAAGAAGUUGAUGAAGAAACAACGAACAUUUACAGGAUUUACACUUAUGUCAGUUCCAUUAUAGAGACUCUUAAGUUCAUGCAGAUCAUCAAGACCCUCAAAACAUCUGUCAUCGAUGGCACAAUCCAAAUAGUUUCUGAAGCAGCGAGAAUGAGAUUGACAAUUCUCGAUUUCGGAGAUGAAAACAAAUAUUCAAUUUUCGAUGCAUUGAGAGAAUUCGCUGCAUCUCUUUUCAGCUGCAAAGAUGGACCAUCCCGUGGUGAUAGAUUCUCCAUGAAGCUUGCAAGGGAAUGUCCUUUCUUCUUCUCAGAAGCUGCUUCCCUCAUAAAACAAGCAAUAGAAGACCUCAAAUCUGCAAGAUACAAACAAACCGUAAUUUCUCAGCCAAUUAUCGAAAGAUGCAUUGAUACUUUCGUUAAAUACGCUGACCAGAUCCCUCAGCAGAACCUCCAGGAGAUAACAGACAUAUUCACAAGCCUCCAGGACUACAAGGCAAUCGUAGACAUCUCUUUGGCAAGAGCAGAAUUAAUCGAUCCAACACAUUUGGCUUUGACUUGGUAUAAAAGUGACAGAUCCAGUACACAAAGUCGCGAAACAGCUGCAUUUGAUAAGAGAUACGAGUGCUAUGUACCAUUAUUGAAACUAUCUGAUGUCCCUGAUGCAUUCGAGAAGAUGCUGGAAUCAAAUGAUGAAACAUUCCAUGUUGUUUUGUAUUCAUACAUUUUACAAGAAAAAGAUGAAGAUUCAAAAGAAAAAUUGUUGUCUGUUUCUACACCGUAUUUGGUUUCUUUCCUCGAAGAAAAGUAUCCGGACUUGUUGUACUUGUAUAACGCAAGACACCAUGAUUACGCAACAGCUGCUGCAAGACUCAUGGAACUAGCAAAAUCAAAAUCAAAUGAUAUCGAUAUCGAAAAAAGAAUUCAAUAUUUAAGAAAAGUGACAACUUAUGCGAGAGCCAGCAGAAUGUCCACUGUUUACACAGAAGCGAUUGAUUUGUUGCAUCCGGCUGAGAUACAGAGAGAUUUGUUCCAAGGAAAGGCAUCAAAUGAGUUGUUGUCAAAUCAACAAUUAUUUGAUUCUUGUUUGGCAGAAAACAGAUUUGAUUUGAUACUUAGAUUGUUGCCUUUCUUGACCAUAGCAGGAAACGCAAACAAAAUGAGUGUCGUCUCGUUGAUGUGGUCGAGAUUCUUCGAGCAAAACCAAGGUUUGAGUCUUCUGGAAUUGAAGAGAAAAGUGUUGGCAAUUGCAAGAAGCAGCGAAAGUGGAACGAAAGAGAUUUUGGAGCCUUCAAUAUUGAUUCCUCUCCUGGAAGACACAAAACUGAUCCAUGGAGGUGAAAUGCUGUGGGCUGUCAAAGUGUUGGACGAAAUGAAAUCUCCUCUUUCAAACGCUUUGGCUUUCUACAACAGCGCACUCGCAAACACCGAAAUUACUCAGUCACAGAGAACAGGAUUCUUGGCCGCAAUCAAGUACUUGUUGCAGAAAGGUGCAACACUUAGAGGAAGAGACAAAAACUUCCAAGACAGAGAUUUAUUGAAUUUGUAA